CUGGGGUUCUUUGUUUACAUAUAAAGGGAGUUUUCCCGCAGUGUGUUCACAUAUUUGGCGGACAAAGGCAUUUGGAGAAUGGCUUCCAAAGUUUCUAUAAUUUCCUUGGUGCUUAUUGGCAUCACCAUGACAUUUUGGAUGGUUGCCAUGUUAACUCCAGGAUGGCUUGUUGUGUACAUAACCAACGAAUUGUAUCCACAGGGAAUGAAGGCUGCCUUCAGUAUAUUUUAUUAUCAGAUGUGUUACCCCUCUGACCAGUGUAAGACUGAUUCUCUGUCCUCUUCCAAGGAAGAUAACUCUGCCUCAUCACCGGGCAUGCCUCACUUUGUGGAGAUUCAGCUGGAGGCUUGCUUUGCAAUCAUUGUAUGCUGUGCUGGCUUUGUUCUGCUCCUGGUGAACCAAAGAGCUGUCCUUCCCAAAACCUCCCGAGUUGUAGUUGGAGGCAUUCUUGUGUUUCUUGGAGUGGUCUCUGAAUCCAUCCUUGUUGGUCGGAUGAUCAAUGCAAACUUGAAGACAAAUGACCAGUUCUCACAGAUUCUAGAAAAUGUACCAGUCAAUUUACCUUUCAUUGUGGAUUACCGCGUUGGAGUACAGUAUUCUAUCAUCCUGGCCGGCCUCGGUGUCAUCACUGGCAUCAUCUCCUGCGUGGCUCUGACCUGUGUCUAUUGUAGAAGUCGAGGUGCAUCCUCAGAAGAACAUCAAGUGUUGGAGGUGUACCCACCGGUCACUCAAAAUUACCAACAUCUUCAAGAGAGUUACUGAAAUCAAAAGUACUGACAGUUUUAUUUGAGAUUUGAUUUGAAUCUCUGAGAACCUAAUUGAUUUUGAAGACUAUAACUGCCAAAAUAUUUACACGUAGUAUUGUUCAAUCAUGAACCACUUUUUGCUAUUUUUAUUGUUUUUGAUGUGUUCAUUAUUGCUCCACACAGAUUUGUGGGUCAUUUGUAUUAAUCACUAUUUGUCAAUCACUUUUCCAUUCAUCCAAAAGGGUUUAUUUUUUGCAUGAUAGCUCUUUAAAGAUUGUUCUAUGGUGUUGAAGUUUGGUAUUUUUUUUUAGCAAGCAAUAAGGCAUUUUUUGAUAUCAAAGUCAUCAAAUUUGGAAUAAGUAAAGUUUCUUAACAAGUGUAAGAAAGAAUGGAAAAGUAGAAAAAAUCAACUUUCUAGACAUGAUUACUAGUAUGAUACUUAUACUAUAUCCCUCAAGUUUAAUUAUCUUACUUACUGCAAAAGAGCAAGAAUCUAAUCUUUGACUUUCACAUAAAAAAAAAGCUCUUUCAGCAAGUGAUAUUUGUUUUGAGGUAAAUCUUACACUUGAGUGAUGUUUGCUCUUACUUAAGCCUGGCAUCUUAUAAAAUGCUUGCUUUUGACAAGUGGUUAAGUAAUAACAUCACUGGAAACUGUUAUUUUGACUUUUUUAUAUAAAUUGUAUAAUUACAGUUGUUAAAUGUUUUCUCACUAUGCUUAAGUUGUCAUUUCUUAUCCUUCCACCCUAUUAUUAGAUAUAUACAUGUAUCCCUUAGCGGUGCCCUUGCUGACUUACAGUUUUAUAGUCUGUGUACAUGGUGCUUUUAUAUUAUGACAUUAUUUUCAUGCUUCAAGUAUUAGAAUAAAAUAUAUGUUACACA
Saccostrea echinata is the source of this 1625-nucleotide messenger RNA. RefSeq lists its product as uncharacterized. Lineage: Eukaryota; Metazoa; Mollusca; Bivalvia; Ostreida; Ostreidae. The transcript has 5 exons. The record is from RefSeq and is a predicted model, not a curated record. Bases 79 to 762 code for a protein of 227 amino acids.